Messenger RNA from Octopus bimaculoides (California two-spot octopus), 2112 nucleotides. RefSeq names its product putative protein phosphatase 2C T23F11.1. The record is from RefSeq and is a predicted model, not a curated record. Gene Ontology annotation, molecular function: cation binding; protein serine/threonine phosphatase activity. Lineage: Eukaryota; Metazoa; Mollusca; Cephalopoda; Octopoda; Octopodidae. Gene Ontology annotation, biological process: protein dephosphorylation.
UUCAAACACACAUCGUCCUUUUUAUUUUUUUACACCUCAUCUCUCUUACACUCCCUCUCUACCUCUCCCCCUCUGUCCUUCUCUGUUGCCCCCACGUCAGAAGCUUUCUAAAUCUAAUCAUAUUCCAUUCUCUCUUCCCUCCUCAUAUUUCAGUUCCCCCAUUUUCGAUUUUCCUUUCUCCCCACCCUCUAAUUUCUAUCUUUAUUAUCUGCUCUUCUCCUACCCCACUGUCUUUCAACUCAUCUUCUUCUCUUUCUCCUCCCCGCCUCUCUUUCUCACUCUCUCUGCCACCCUACUCCUCUUCACCCAACGCUUUCUUAUCCUCUCAUUACAUUCGUUUUUCUCCUUUCUUUCUCUUCCCCCGUUUUUACUUUGUCUCUAUCUAAAUUUUUCUCUCCUUCCAUACCGUUUCUAAUAAUUUUUCUUUCUCUUUUCCUUACCCUCCCCUCCACCGAUAUUUUCUCACGCUCUCUCUUUUUUUCUCUUACUCUCCUUCUUUCUCUCUUUCUCUCUUCAUUCUUAUCACUCUCUAAUUCACUAUCACGCCUUCUCUGUUUCUUUUUUUACUCAACUAUUUUAUCAUCCUGCUCAUGUCCUCCGUAAUAUAUAUCAAUGUAACAAAGUCGAAUCGCUUGAUAGUGUGUUUUCGCCCUGCAGACAUCUGACAACUGAUCGGAUAUAUUUAUAUAUAAAAUACAUAUAUACUUAUAUGCAUAUAAAUACAAACAAAUAACUACAUUUAAAGACACUCGCUCAUCCUUUUGCUACUGCAGAACAUUAUUCGUGAUCAAAGGGUUGACAGAAACGAGUGGAAAAAUGAAGCCCAAAAGUCUUGAAACAAAACAAAACAAACAUGCAUUUACGCUCAUUGUCCAUUAUUAAUUCGUGUAUUCGAAUGUGUAUUGAUCCAUGUCUGCACGGUCCAAUUCAACCAGAACACCUUUACGGCUGUCAAGAUUUGCUGUUCCGUUUAUAUAUAAUUACUUCAAUUUUGCUGAUAAUUAUUAUGGUCAAAGUAUCUUUUGCCAGUAAUGAUUGCAGUGACAUGGGUCACACAUUAUCAGAACCUGUGACUUCGAAGACUACGUCUAGUUGUGAAAACCAUUAUGUAAAAGUGGGUUCAUCUUGCAUGCAAGGAUGGCGAAUCAAUAUGGAAGAUGCGCAUACACAUUUACUGUCUUUACCAUCAGAUAGAGAAUGUUGCUAUUUUGGAGUUUUUGAUGGACAUGGAGGGGCUAAAGUUGCUCAGUAUGCAGGGAAUAACUUGCACAAAAGAAUAGUUUGCAGUGAAUACUACAGUCGUGCAAACAUUGCAGAGGCUUUACGGCAAGGAUUUUUGCAAUUAGAUACUGAAAUGUUGAAAGAUGAUACGAUGAAAGAUGAACUGGCUGGUACCACAGCUCUUGUAGUUUUGCUGAAAAAUAAUAAGCUUUAUUGUGGUAAUGUUGGUGAUUCUCGUGCAGUAGCUAGUGUAGCAGGAAUGGUGGAAGUAUUAUCGUUUGAUCACAAACCAAGCAAUGAUAAUGAAACCCGACGAAUUGUUGCAGCUGGAGGUUGGGUGGAAUUGAACCGAGUUAAUGGGAAUUUGGCGCUGUCAAGAGCUUUAGGAGAUUUUGUUUUCAAGAAGAAUGAUAAGAAAAAACCAGAAGAACAGAUUGUAACAGCAUUCCCAGAUGUUGUAGAGAAAGACAUCACCCUAGAUUGGGAAUUUAUAGUUUUAGCUUGUGAUGGUAUAUGGGAUGUCCUGGAAAAUGAAGAUGUUGUGAAAUUUAUACGAGCUCGCAUUGCACAAAGGAUGCCACCAGAAACAAUAUGUGAAGAACUGAUGACAGCCUGUCUGGCUCCUGAUUGUAACAUGGGUGGUCUUGGCUGUGACAACAUGACCGUUGUUCUUGUUUGCUUUCUACAUGGAGGGACAUAUGAUGAAUUGGCCAAGAAAUGUGCUAGACCAAUAACUCACUCUAUAAGUGCUCUUCACAAUGAUAACUCUUUAAAUUCUUUAGACUUGAAAUAGUAAGACUGACACCCAUAGCCUAGUAGUAGUUGUUGUUAACAUUGAUGUUAAUGUUGUUUUGUUGUGUUGGACAUUGUUAAUAAAUACAUUGAAAUGUU